AUGCCGUUUUUCAAGAGUGCAAAAAUGAGCUUGACAAUGCAACGAAGUCCACAAGGAACCCAGCUCUUGGAACGGUGCUUAAACGGCUUCACUCCCACACGGGAAUCAGAGGAAGCGCCAGACUGGGUUUUAAGCCUGGACCGCAGUUCGAAGAGGAGACAAGUGAAGCCUUUGGCAGCUUCGCUGCUGGAAGCUUUAGAUUAUGAUAGCUCUGAUGACAGUGAUUUUAAAGUUGGAGAUGCCUCAGAUUCUGAAGGAAGUGGUCACGGGAGUGAAGAUGCAUCAAAGGACAGUGGUGAAGGUUCCUGUACUGAAUCAGAAGAAAAUGUCUUGGAGGAGGAACUAGCAGAAGUGAAAGUGGAAGAGCAACAGCCAAAAAGCUCCGCUGAAGAAGAGGUGCCAACAGCAGACAAAGAGGUAAUUAAAACUGAAAAGAAAGAGCAAGAAGAUGAAGAAGAAAAGCCAAAAAAGAAGAAAGAGAAAGAGAAAGCAGCUGAACCUGAUGCUGUGGCUGAUGAGCAAACAAAUGAACCAAAAAAAUGGAAUUUGCGCAGGAACCGACCUUUGUUGGAUUUUGUAUCGAUGGAAGAACUAAAUGAUAUGGAUGACUAUGAUAGUGAAGACGACAAUGACUGGCGGCCUACUGCCGAGAAAAAAAAAGGAAAAAACGCACUGCGAAAAGAGGGCAGUGAUGGAGAUAAUGAGGAUGAUGAAGAUGAUGGGAGUGGAAGUGAUGAGGAUGACAAUGAUGAGGAAGGUAAUGAAGAAGAUAAUAGCAGCACGGCUAGUGAUGGAGGAUCCAAGAAGAAGAAGAGUAAAGUUCUUAACAGGAAUAAUGCAGAUGAUGAGGAAUUGACAAAUGAUAGCCUGGCUCUUUCACAAAGCAAGAGUAAUGAGGACUCAUUGAUCCUUGAGAAGUCUCAAAAUUGGAGUUCCCAGAAAAUGGACCAUAUUUUGAUUUGUUGCGUUUGUCUUGGAGAUAACAGUGAAGAUGCUGAUGAAAUUAUCCAGUGUGACAACUGUGGCAUAACAGUGCAUGAAGGUUGCUAUGGUGUUGAUGGAGAGAGUGACUCUAUCAUGAGCUCAGCUUCAGAAAAUUCCACGGAACCUUGGUUUUGUGAUGCAUGCAAAUGUGGUGUCACACCCAGUUGUGAACUGUGUCCUAACCAGGAUGGGAUCUUCAAGGAGACUGAUGCAGGCAGGUGGGUCCAUAUUGUUUGUGCCCUCUAUGUUCCAGGAGUGGCAUUUGGAGAUAUUGACAAACUGCGGCCAGUAACGCUUACUGAAAUGAAUUAUUCAAAGUACGGUGCCAAGGAAUGCAGUUUCUGUGAAGAUCCUCGUUUUGCCAGGACUGGUGUAUGCAUUAGUUGUGAUGCUGGGAUGUGCAGAGCUUACUUCCAUGUGACGUGCGCUCAGAAGGAAGGCCUCCUCUCAGAAGCAGCAGCAGAAGAGGAUAUAGCUGACCCUUUUUUUGCUUAUUGUAAACAGCACGCAGACAGGUUAGACAGAAAAUGGAAGCGGAAGAACUACUUGGCAUUACAGUCUUACUGUAAAAUGUCCUUGCAGGAGAGAGAAAAACAGCUCUCACCAGAAGCUCAGGCUCGAAUCAAUGCCAGGCUACAGCAGUAUCGUGCCAAGGCGGAGCUGGCCCGCACCACCAGGCCUCAGGCUUGGGUUCCCAGGGAGAAGCUACCACGACCACUUACUAGCAGUGCUUCAGCCAUACGUAAGCUUAUGCGCAAAGCUGAGUUAAUGGGAAUUAGUACAGACAUUUUUCCAGUGGAUACUUCAGAUACUAGUUCCAGUGUUGAUGGAAGAAGAAAACAUAAACAACCAGCUCUCACUGCUGAUUUUGUGAAUUAUUACCUUGAGAGAAAUAUGCGCAUGAUUCAAAUCCAGGAGAAUAUGGCUGAACAGAAGAAUAUCAAGGAUAAAUUAGAAAAUGAGCAAGAAAAACUUCAUGUGGAGUAUAAUAAGCUGUGUGAGUCCUUGGAAGAGCUACAAAAUAUGAAUGGGAAACUGCGAAAUGAAGGGCAAGGCAUUUGGGCUCUGCUGGGUAGAAUCAUUGGACAGAAAUUGAACAUACCAGCAAUUUUACGUGCUCCUAAGGAAAGGAAACCAAGUAAAAAGGAAGGAGGAACGCAAAAGACGUCUAUACUUCCAGCUGUACUUUAUAGUUGUGGAAUUUGCAAGAAGAACCAUGAUCAACACCUACUGCUACUGUGUGAUACUUGUAAACUCCAUUACCAUCUUGGUUGCCUGGAUCCGCCUCUUACAAGGAUGCCAAGGAAGACCAAGAACAGUUACUGGCAAUGCUCAGAGUGUGACCAGGCAGGUAGCAGUGACAUGGAGGCUGAUAUCGCCAUGGAAACCUUACCAGAUGGGACCAAACGAUCAAGGAGACAGAUUAAGGAACCAGUGAAAUUUGUUCCUCAGGAUGUGCCACCAGAACCGAAGAAAAUUCCAAUCAGAAACACGAGAACUAGAGGACGAAAACGAAGCUUUGUGCCUGAAGAAGAAAAACCUGAGGAAAGGCUUCCCAGAGAAAGAAGACAGCGACAGUCUGUUCUACAAAAGAAGCCCAAGUCAGAGGAUUUAAGGACUGAAUGUGCUACCUGUAAAGGGACUGGAGACAACGAAAAUCUAGUCAGGUGUGAUGAAUGCAGACUUUGCUACCAUUUUGGCUGUCUAGACCCUCCCUUGAAAAAGUCUCCUAAACAGACUGGCUAUGGAUGGAUUUGUCAGGAAUGUGACUCUACAUCCUCCAAAGAAGAUGAAAAUGAAGCUGAGGCAGAAAAUCCAUCUCAGGACCUGAAUUUGGAACAGAAAAUCAAAAAAAUAGAAGAUUGCUUUCUUGUUUGAAAUAUUUGCAAGUUGUGUAACAGUGAUUAUAGUUUCUCAUUGUAA
Messenger RNA from Opisthocomus hoazin, 2907 nucleotides. The record is from RefSeq and is a predicted model, not a curated record. Lineage: Eukaryota; Metazoa; Chordata; Aves; Opisthocomiformes; Opisthocomidae.